This is a messenger RNA of Thelazia callipaeda (thelaziosis nematode), 1551 nucleotides long. The record is from the annotation of a GenBank genome assembly. Lineage: Eukaryota; Metazoa; Nematoda; Chromadorea; Rhabditida; Thelaziidae.
AUGCAACAGGUGACAACCUCGCAAAUAAAUUAUAAUUUCCAACAUUCAACGGAUGUGAUACCUCAUUACAACGGAGAGCACAUAAAUUUGGAUGUCGGCAAUGAUCAACUUUGUCAAAAUAUGUCAUCAAUUACAGUCGGUGAAAAGAAUACAAGAAGGAAUGAUGCACAUUGGUGUUCUCCAUAUAAUCAUUACACCGAUAAUUCAUGUUAUUUGUAUGCCAAUUCAGCAGAACAGCAACUGAUAGCAUGUGACAGCUGUGCACAAAAAUGUGAAGUGUCUCAUGUAAAUGAUUUGAGAAACAGUGGAUGUUGGGAUGGCUAUGAAUACUAUGGCUUGAAUAAUAAUAUUGAAGUGGUGCAGCCUACUUUAUUCUAUUUGUUGAAUUCAGGUUAUAUUGCAAAUUUCGGCAAGGAUGAAAAAGGCAGUCGAUUUGUGCAGGAAGAAUUUGUAAAAAGUCCAUCAUCGGUUCGUCAAAUGAUGUUUGAUUACCUUUUCGAAAAAGGUGGAUUCGACUGGUUUUGUAAUGACCCUCAUGGAAACUUCAUCAUUCAGAAAAUCGCAAUGGAAGCGUUUCCUGGUAUUGAGCAAGCAAGAGUUGCCGAACAUGUAGCAAGUAAAGUAGUCAAGAUGUGUUCGAGUCGAUAUGGAAGUCGGAUUAUGCAGCGUAUUUUUGAAAGAUUCGACUUUGGUUAUAGAGUUGAAUUACUGAGCAAACUUGAUGGUUCUGAAUGUUUUUUGGCAGUUGACAGUUGUGCUACCCACGUUAUGCAGAAAUUGUUUGCACUUUUCCCACCAACAAAGUACAGUUUCAUUGUAAUUGCACUCACAUUAUCUAAGGAGAAUUUUAAGCAAGUUGUUCAAAACAAAUAUGGAUGCCGUGUUAUACAGUCUGCUCUAGAAGAGCUUGAAUUAGCUUCAUGUACCGCGCGUUUCACGAAUACUCCAAAUGAAUUCAAGACAGCGCGGCGACUUUUAAACAAAGUGUUGCGACGACUAACCGAAAACUGUGUCGAGUUCACUGACCAUCAGUUUGCUAAUUAUGCUAUGCAACACGUUAUUACUUCCGAUUUUCAUCCUGAAGCUCGAGAAUACAUUAUAAAACAUGCCAUACUCAGUAAUGUGCUUACAUUAUCACAAGAGAAAUUUGCAUCUCACGUCGUCGAAAAGUCAUUGAAACAUGCUUCACCAAGACUACUACAGUGCCUGAUGAGUGAAAUCUUCGAUGGUUACAUUAAAGAUGAUAAAGGGCGUGAUGCGCUUGAUAUCAUGCUAUUCGAUCAAUAUGGGAAUUAUGUUGUUCAAACAAUGAUUAAUGUUUCAAUAGACGUACACGAUGGUAGACGCGAAGGUGAUGCGAUAUGGUUGUCACGUCUCUCUGAAAGAGUCUCUCGACAUGAAUCUAGACUUCUCAGAUAUUCAUCUGGCAAAAAAAUAGUCGAAAAGAUGAAACAGUCUUCUAGUCCAUUCAGCGGUACAUCAGAAGCUAGCAGCACCGCAUAUAAUCUUGAGGAGUCGCAUGUUAUGAGUUUUAUCAAUGAAGCAUUUUAG